AUGAGAGUGGUAAAUUUAAAUCUUAAUGACAGCAGUGCUUUAGUUAUUGAUGAAGUGGUCGUUUUUUGGAAAAAAGCAAGAAUCCCAGUUCAAAACCGUUCAAACUGUAUUUUGAAAUUAAAAUCUUUGUACGAUAAUGUCAGAAAUUUAGAAAAAUCUAAAAAUAGAGAUACUGAACGGCAGAGAGAAAAAGAAAAUGAUUUUAAAGAAGCUUUAGACAACCUUUUCGAUAUUGCCACCUUAAAUGCGUUAAAUGAGAUUAAAAUCGCCGAAGAUAGAGAAUUUUUAAUUAAGCAAAGGGAGAAAGGUAGAGUAGGUUGUAUGUUGGGAGUAGAUAUCAAAUUAUUACGUAAGGAAAAGCGGAAAGAAGAACGCACAGCUGCAGAGUUGAAAAGAAAAGAAGAUUUGUUGGAAAAUUCUAGUUGUUCGAUUGGACAUUUUGAAAUGGAAGAUAAAGAACACGAAGAUUCACAGAAAAAAGUGAUAAAUCAAGACAACAGUGAAGAUGACAUAUAUUUCAUAUCGGAAUCUCAACAGGGUCCAUCUUCAAACAAGAGAGGACGAAAGACGUUAAUGACACCUCGCCUGGCCGCUGCCUUGGACAAAUGUAAAGUGAGUGACAGGGAUGCAAUGCACAUUAUUUCUGCCGUCCUAGAAGCUCUUAAUAUAGAUAUCACCGAGUUUGUUCUCAAUAGAUCGUCUAUCAAAAGAAAUAGAGAGAUUUUGCGGAAAAUAAAAUAUUCAUCAAUAAAAUCGGUAGGAAAUGAUGCAAAUUUUAUUGAAGUGCAUUGGGAUUCCAAAUUAUUGCCUGAUAUCACAAAAAAUGAGAAAAUUGAUCGGCUUCCUGUGAUCGCGGUUGGUUUAGAUUUUGAACAAUUAUUAGGAGUACCUGGAAUUGCAUCAUCAGCAGGAUCGGAAGUUUGCUCUGCUGUGUUCCAUAUCACUGAUGAAUGGAAUUUAACCGAAAAAAUUCAAGCCUUUUGUUUUGAUACUACAGCAUCAAACACUGGACGUAUAAAAGGAGCUGCAGUUCUGCUUCAACAAAGGUUAGGGCGAGAUAUUUUGUGGCUUCCAUGCCGACACCAUAUAUUUGAGGUCGUUUUGGCUGGUGUAUUCACGAGGACAAAAGCAAUUGUAACAUCCGGCCCUGAAAUUGCUCAAUUCAAAGCACUUAAAGAAAACUGGAAGAAUAUUGAUAAAAUGAAAUUUUUAGAUUAUACCAGCGAUGAAGCCGUUUAUAAUGCACUGAAAGAUGUAGCGCCCGAAAUUAUUUAUUUUGUGAAACAGAAACUUGCAGAAGAGCAACCACGUGAUGACUACAAAGAGUUUUUGCAAUUGACGCUCAUUUUUUUGGGAGAUAAAACAAAUGUGAGUUUUAGGGCCCCCGGUGCAUAUCAUUUAGCGAGAUGGAUGGCUAAAGCGAUUUAUUGUUUAAAACUUUUUUUAUUUCGCGAUCAAAUGAAAAUGAGAAAGGAUAAUUCCAAACUGAAUGCAGAAAUUUGCGUUUUCGUUGUAUACUGUUAUGUAGAGGCCUGGUUUUCAGCAACGAAUACUACAGGAGCUCCCCUAAAUGAUAUAUAUUUUUUGAGAAAAUUGGUUAUAUUUAAAAAUAUUAAUGAAAACAUUGCAACCAUUGCAAUAACAAAAUUUUUAAACCAUUUAUGGUAUCUAAGUGAAGAGUGUGCUGCCAUGGCAAUAUUUGACGAUAGAAUUGAGAGAGUUGAAAAAAUUAGAAUGGCUCAAAAAAUUAUGGAAUGUGCAAGUAAAAACAUAGAGACUGUGAAUGAAAAAGAAGAAGAAAAUGAAGAGACAGAAGUCAUUGAGAAAAAACUAUCGUUGCAAAUCCGAGAUGUCCAAAAUUUUGUUCAAAAAGAUCUACCAACUGAAUUAUUGUCCGCCAAUUCACUUCAGUUAUUUAAACGAUUCGGUAUUUGUGUUGAAUUUCUUCAGGACGAUCCGCUGAAUUGGGAAAACAGAGAGGAUUAUCGCACAGGAAAAAAUAUCAUUUCAACCUUAAAAUGUACAAAUGAUAUUGCAGAAAGAGGAGUCAAGUUGAUUGAGGAUUACAAUGAAAAAAUGACGAAAAAUGAACAUCAAAAACAAUUUUUGAUACAGGUUGUUCAGGAGUACCGGAGAGAGUUCCCAGUCGCCACAAAAGGAGGCUUACUUAAAUCCAAAAUAUGUAUCUGAAGUGGAUGUAUCAUUUCAAUAAAUAAAAAAUAUAGUAUUAGGAUAAACUAUA
Molecule: messenger RNA, 2242 nt
Organism: Diabrotica virgifera virgifera (western corn rootworm)
Lineage: Eukaryota; Metazoa; Arthropoda; Insecta; Coleoptera; Chrysomelidae
Exons: 2
Coding region: 1-2190 (729 amino acids)
Source: RefSeq, a predicted model, not a curated record